AUGAUCGACUUGAUGGGCCUGGUGACAUGCAACGGCAAUCGUGCGUUCGACGUGACGAUGCUCAUCGGCGAGGGCCUGCUCUUCAACCUGUACCCGGCGUGGAUGGAUGCCUACUUGUCGUCCAACAUCGAGCUCAAGUACUUUGAGAAUCCUACAUCGUUGGCGAUUGCCGACUUGCAAGCUUAUACCGUGGACUUCGGCGCCGUGACCGGAUCGUUGGCUGAGUUCACCACCGCCACGAAGCGGGACAGUUCGGACGUGGUGCAGGUGCCGGUCGUGGCUUACGCCGUAACCGUUGGCUACAACAUCCCGGGGCUGCUUGGCAAGGGCGCGUUGGUGCUCAACCUCACCACGCUGGCUGACAUCUUGCUGGGCACCGUCGGCACCUGGAACCACGCGGCCAUCCGCGAGCUCAACCCCACGCUGACCAGUCUCCUGCCCAGCGCGCCCAUCACCGUCGCCCUUCCCGGCCAGACUCCAUUGAUCAUGCGAGUCCUGAUCAAGUCGCUGCGCGCCGCGAGCGCUCUCUUCGACCAAACGGUGGGUCCUGAUGACGACAACCUGCACCUGCCAAUCCAAGACACCGGACGACUGGUCAUCAACGUGAGCGACCCGACACCGACACUGUCCAGCACCACCAACGCCAUGGGCGUGUGGCUGCACGAGAAGCUGAGGCUCAACCGCAAGCUGGGCGUGGCCGACUUCGUCAACCCGGCAGGCAACCGCUCGGCCAUCAACGAUUUCAGCGCUGACGCGAGCGUGGUCGAUCUCAUCAAUGGUGCGGGCGCGAAGAGCUGGCCGAUGGCGACCUAUCACCAGUUCAUCGUCCACCACACGACCAUGCCCGACUGCGUCAAGGCGCGCGGUCUCGUCGACUGGAUCUUCUGGACCCAGACCGACCCCACGCCCUGA
Molecule: messenger RNA, 912 nt
Organism: Acanthamoeba castellanii str. Neff
Lineage: Eukaryota; Discosea; Longamoebia; Acanthamoebidae
Product: serine/threonine protein kinase, putative
Exons: 6
Coding region: 1-912 (303 amino acids)
Source: RefSeq, a predicted model, not a curated record